GGCGGUGCGGGAUCGCUGCUACCUUUAGACUAAUGACUGUCCGAAACAUCGCCUCCAUCUGUAAUAUGGGCACCAAUGCCUCUGCUCUGGAAAAAGACAUUGGGCCAGAGCAGUUUCCGAUCAAUGAACACUACUUUGGAUUGGUCAAUUUUGGAAACACAUGCUACUGUAACUCCGUGCUUCAGGCGUUGUACUUCUGCCGGCCGUUCCGGGAGAACGUGCUGGCGUACAAGGCCCAGCAAAAGAAGAAGGAGAACCUGCUGACGUGCCUGGCGGACCUCUUCCACAGUAUCGCCACGCAGAAGAAGAAGGUCGGCGUCAUCCCGCCAAAGAAGUUCAUUUCGAGACUGAGAAAAGAGAACGAUCUCUUUGAUAACUACAUGCAGCAGGAUGCUCAUGAGUUUUUGAAUUAUUUGUUAAACACUAUUGCGGACAUCCUGCAGGAAGAGAAAAAACAGGAAAAGCAAAAUGGAAAAUUAAAAAACGGCAACAUGAACGAAACUGCGGAGAAUAAUAAACCAGAACUCACCUGGGUUCACGAGAUUUUUCAGGGAACGCUCACCAAUGAGACUCGAUGCUUGAACUGUGAAACUGUUAGUAGCAAAGAUGAAGAUUUUCUUGACCUUUCUGUUGAUGUGGAACAGAAUACAUCCAUCACCCACUGUCUGAGGGACUUCAGCAACACAGAAACUCUGUGCAGUGAACAGAAGUAUUACUGUGAGACGUGCUGCAGCAAGCAGGAGGCCCAGAAACGGAUGAGAGUAAAAAAGCUGCCCAUGAUUUUGGCCCUGCACCUAAAGCGGUUCAAGUACAUGGAGCAGCUGCACAGGUACACCAAGCUGUCUUACCGUGUGGUCUUCCCUCUGGAACUCCGGCUCUUCAACACCUCCAGCGAUGCGGUGAAUCUGGACCGCAUGUAUGACCUGGUUGCUGUGGUUGUUCACUGUGGCAGUGGUCCUAAUCGCGGGCAUUAUAUUACUAUCGUGAAAAGUCAUGGCUUCUGGCUUCUGUUCGAUGAUGACAUCGUAGAGAAAAUAGAUGCCCAAGCUAUUGAAGAAUUCUAUGGUCUGACAUCAGAUAUAUCAAAAAAUUCAGAAUCUGGAUAUAUUUUAUUCUAUCAGUCAAGAGAAUAACUUAAAGAACUGUGGGACUCAUUCAAGCAGGGACCUGUGCAAAGCACUAUUACCGGGUUUCUCUGCAGACUUUCUUCUCCCCCGGCGGCCCACAGACGGCACCACUCCAAGCCUCCACGGUCCAGCCGUGUUAAACUCUCUCCUUUUGUUUUUGUACACACAGCACUAUUCUUGGUUUAUUUCAGUCUGAGUUAACUACAAUCAGAUUAUAGGAAGAUUUACAUGAAUAACAGUUGCUAAUUUUAAGAUGGGGUGAAAGCUAUGCCACUGCUUAUGUCUAGUUGAAUUAGAAUGGCAUUUUCUUUGAAUGUCUACGGUCUGUUUUGAGUGUUUGCUAAACUUCUAACUGGUUUGCGGGGUCUCCGUACGAUUCAUUCCUUUACCUUGUCCCUGGAAGCAUUGCUGCCCCUUGUCAGCUUCUCCACCUCUUCUCUGACACGAGGACAGAGAAUUGGGGAGCUGUUGGCCUUUCAGGCCUGUGUCUAUAGCUUUAAGUUUGUCUAAGCAAAAAUGUUUCAGAGUGAGUAACCUCAGCACUAAAAUCAUCCUCCACGUGGCUGGCGCAGGGUGAAGAGAGCUGUCCGUGGUGGCUGCAGUGGCUAGCGUUCGCACCCGCCAUGCUAACCUAGCCAUUUAGAAAGAACCCCAGGGGACAAGGAGGGGUGGAGCUCAGGGCAGGCAAAGCCAAGAGGAGGGAGUCUCUGUGGGCAGUGAAAAUCACUUUUCUUACCUUUCUACCAAAACCAAGUUUCAGGAAAAUAACUCUAUGCUGUUUAUUUUGUAGUGACCCUUUUCUUCUGUAAGGUCCUGUGAAUUGUAUUUAUCUUGUAUCUGGCACUGCGGAGCUUUCCACGGUAUCUUUCCAGUCCUGCUGGUGUUGUGCAGUCUGUGGCUGCGGGGCUGGCAGACCUCCCGGGAGCCAGUCGGCACUGACAUUGGCCUUCAUCAGGAACAACCAAGACACUGCACCUUUACAACCGUCAGCACAUUGUACAGCUUAAUUUUUAAAAAGAUUCUGUCUGUUAACUGAUGCACCAG
This is a messenger RNA of Otolemur garnettii (small-eared galago), 2171 nucleotides long. It is a transcript of the gene USP46, whose product is annotated as ubiquitin specific peptidase 46. Bases 33 to 1133 code for a protein of 366 amino acids. The record is from RefSeq and is a predicted model, not a curated record. The transcript has 9 exons. Gene Ontology annotation, molecular function: cysteine-type endopeptidase activity; cysteine-type deubiquitinase activity. Gene Ontology annotation, biological process: protein deubiquitination. Gene Ontology annotation, cellular component: nucleus; cytosol. Lineage: Eukaryota; Metazoa; Chordata; Mammalia; Primates; Galagidae.